AUCAGAAAAUGCAUGGAUAUUUGCAAAAUCAAAUGCAGUACAGGCCAUUGGGGUGAUGUCUUUUGGAGAUAUAUUUGAAAACUACUGUAGAGAUGACAACCUUGCUACCUUUGGAAGGUUUUGUUAUGGAGUUACUGUAAUUCUGACCUUCCCUCUUGAAUGUUUUGUCACUAGAGAGGUGAUUGCCAAUGUAUUUUUCCAUGGGAGCCUCUCAACAGUUUUCCAUAUUGUUGUGACGGUAAUUAUCAUUGCUGUGGCGACUGGUGUAUCAUUAGUGUAUGAUUGCCUUGGAAUAGUUUUAGAGCUGAAUGGAGUUCUGAGUGCUACCCCACUUGUUUUUAUCAUCCCAACAGCGUGUUAUCUAAGGCUGUCUGAAGAGCGAUGGAACCAUUCAGAUAACCUCAUCUCCUGCCUGAUUCUUGCUGUUGGUUUGCUCGUGAUGACAGUUGGGUUUGUUUUGACUAUCUUGCAUCCCCAGGAGUGUAGCCAUGGAAAAGAAAUGUUCUACUGCUUUGCUAAUAAUGUUUCUUCUCACAACAGUACACUUCCCCCAUAGGUAAUGCUCUGAUCUCUGAACUAGACGGGGGGCAUCUUCCAGCAAACCAUAUGUUCCAGUUUAAACAUACCUGGAACAAAGAUUUUGUUUUCAUAUGCACAUAACUAUAUUUACCUACUUGAUUUUUAUACUGCCAUCCUGUUUCAGAUAAAACUUAACUUUUGAAACAGAAACUUUCAGAGGUGCUUUGCUGUAGACAUUUACUUGUAUAACUGACAAACCUAUCAAAAAGGCUGUGUUUGUUGUUAGUAAGUCACCAAUACAGCUUAAAAACUAGGUGAAAUGUAUAGAAAUGUAGACAUCUCCUAUGUUUCAUUGCUUUUCUUAUUUUUAUUAUUUUUUAUAAUAAUUGUAUAUUCAUUAAUAUACUAUAGUAUGGAGGUUUUUUGCUAUCCUGAGAAAAAAUGUCUGGGUCUCUCUCCAUGUAUUCAACUUGUGCUGUUAAAAUGGAAAAAAACUAUUAAUUCUAUCUUUUAUUUUACAAUAGCUUUAGAGCUGAAAGCAUACCUUGCACUAGUGCUUCAGUCAAGGGUGAUUUUGUAUUCUAAUUGAACUGUAGCUGAUAGAAUCCAACUGUAAUUUGUACCAUUCAUGUUCUGAUCAAAAGGUUUUGCAUGAGCCAAUCUGCAGAGCUGAAUUUUAAGAGUCAGGUGAACAUCCUUUGUAAAAAUUCUAAGGUACAGAAGAAAAUCUGUGUAACAACCACAUCUUGAUUUUUAUGUUUAUAACUUAUUUCUGAAACUGGUCUGAAGAAUUGAUACGCACCCAGCAUAUGAUUCAUUUCAAUAUAUAGUAGUCUGUCUCAGCUUUGGUCAUGGUCUGUUAAAUUUUGCUGAUUUUUGUCUUGUUCUCCAAAAUUCAUUUAACAUUUAAGGAUUUGUUAAUGUUAGAGGUAUAAGUAUACCCAGACACCUAUAGAAUGAGUAAUUUGUUACUGGUAAAAAUCUGAAGGAUUGUCCUUAUCCCCUCUAUAAAUGCUGGACUUUUAAAAAUGCUUUGUAUCAAGUCAAGCUGUGUAUUUUGCAUUGGCAGCUUUUGAUUUAUCUAGAUUAUUGGGAUUCCUUGUGCUAACCAGACUUCAACAACUGGUUCUGUAAUGCUACUCAGUUUUUAUACAGCUAAAUGGUAAUGCUUUCUGUCUCUGUUCGUCCUGCUUGACAAAGCUAUUUCGUUCAAAUCUUUUUUGCUAAUUAAUUCUUUAAGCAAGGGCCAAGCAAGGUGAUGAUAAUACUAUACUAGCAUAUUAUGGAAGCACUGUGUUUUUUGUUUUUUUUGAAGUAAAUAUUUUUAAAUACUGUUGGUUUGUUUUGUUGUUUAUUUUUUGUGGGGAGAGAUGUUAUUUAGGAGGUUGAGAGUUUUUGGGAGGGUAGAUUUGGUUUUUAUUUUUUCCCUUUAAGUUGUAAAGCUGUCUGAGAGAACUGUGAGUAAACAUUCUAAGUUUCUCUACCUAGAAUCAGCUUUGAGGGUGAUACUUCAACUGCCCAGGUACUUUUUACUAUUGAUAGAAUAUUUUUCUCCA
This is a messenger RNA of Meleagris gallopavo (turkey), 2075 nucleotides long. The record is from RefSeq and is a predicted model, not a curated record. NCBI's taxonomy places the organism in Eukaryota, Metazoa, Chordata, Aves, Galliformes, Phasianidae.